Messenger RNA from Paecilomyces variotii, 443 nucleotides. RefSeq lists its product as hypothetical. The transcript has a single exon. NCBI's taxonomy places the organism in Eukaryota, Fungi, Ascomycota, Eurotiomycetes, Eurotiales, Thermoascaceae. The record is from RefSeq and is a predicted model, not a curated record. The coding region runs from base 102 to 404 and encodes 100 amino acids.
GCGUCCUGUUACCGGGCUCUAUUCUUCUCUCCUGUUAUUGAGUUACGUUUCUCGUUAUCGCCUUUGGGCAUCCCGUUCUGUUAAGCUGUUUCUCGCGUACUAUGUUCUUGGAAAUUACUCAACGGCGUGGUAAACUCUUUUUUUCUUAUUGCCUUCUGUCCUUUUCCCUCUCUUUGACUGUCGGUUCCCCUCUACUGUUAGUGCUGGGUGCGUUUGACUUGACCUCGAUUUCUUCCGCCCUGCUGCAGCGACGCCCUUGUGGUUGUCACUCGGGGGGUUGGGUUGACGGUGUUUGGGUGAAACUCGAAGGCUGGACGGGGCCCUUCGUGAUUCCGUACUGGGUUUGGUCCAUGAAGGGGGGUUGUUCUCUCCAAUUCGGCGAACGGGCUUUUUCUCUUCGUUAGUGUAUGUGCUUUGGCUUUUGUAGCUUUCUCAAAACUAGC